AACACAUGUGAUUCAAACGACGAAAAAAUUUCAAAAAAUUCUUAGAAAAUCGUUUAUUUGAUUUUUAAAAAUGGCUGGAAGUAGAGUUGAAAAACUUUCCACAAUAUUCAAAAGAUAUACAGGUUUGAUUAAAUCCGGUGCUGUUUUAAAAGAAAAUCGUCCAAUCUGGUAUGAUGUUUAUCAACAUUUUCCUCCAACUGUUGAACCGCUAGCCAUUCGACCAGAACCCGAAAUCGAAAUUAAGCCGAUUUUCUAUCCUGAAGAUAUUCUACGAUCUCGAUUCUUUCGAACAUACGGUGAUUCAGUAAUGAUCCAUGAUUUUAUAUCCGAUAAACCAUCCGAUUUGAAAGCAUCAAAAAUGGGUGUUUGUGAAAUGUUUAUCGCUAAAUAUUUACAAUUGGCACAAUCCAAAGGUUUGGAUGAAAUUGAUCUAAAUAGCCAGGAAUUGUUUGAUGAAACGGAAAAAGCUCUUAUUGAUGAUUGUGGUGUACAAUUGAGACGUCGUAAAGAUUCCGAUAUGAAACGUACAUUCAUAUCCACAUCCAAAUCGUCGUCAUCAUCAUCAUCAUAGAAUAAUUUCAAAGUAAAACUAGAUUUUUUUUUGUAUUGAAAAAUGAUAAA
This is a messenger RNA of Dermatophagoides farinae (American house dust mite), 621 nucleotides long. It is a transcript of the gene mRpS23, whose product is annotated as mitochondrial ribosomal protein S23. The record is from RefSeq and is a predicted model, not a curated record. Gene Ontology annotation, molecular function: structural constituent of ribosome. Lineage: Eukaryota; Metazoa; Arthropoda; Arachnida; Sarcoptiformes; Pyroglyphidae. Gene Ontology annotation, biological process: translation. Gene Ontology annotation, cellular component: ribosome; mitochondrion.